This is a messenger RNA of Clarias gariepinus (North African catfish), 1581 nucleotides long. It is a transcript of the gene upp2, whose product is annotated as uridine phosphorylase 2. NCBI's taxonomy places the organism in Eukaryota, Metazoa, Chordata, Actinopteri, Siluriformes, Clariidae. Gene Ontology annotation, cellular component: cytosol; cytoplasm. The record is from RefSeq and is a predicted model, not a curated record. The transcript is spliced from 8 exons. Gene Ontology annotation, biological process: nucleotide catabolic process; uridine catabolic process. The coding region runs from base 136 to 1062 and encodes 308 amino acids. Gene Ontology annotation, molecular function: uridine phosphorylase activity.
GGCUUCGGAAAAAUAACUCAUAUAUUUUUUUUCAAAAUUCCACUGAUUAUAGCGUUCCAAGUGUUUCUGGAAUUAAGAGACAUUUCCACAAAGCGAUUCAUAGACAAGCAUUCAUCCAAUAUCCAGGGAAGUUAAAUGGCAGUCAUGGCUCCGAUUUUGCACAGUGGAUACAUCGAACAGAAGCAGUAUGUUAAAAACCCUCAUCUGGACAACAUGGAGGAGGACAUCCUCUACCACUUUAACCUGGGCACCAAGACCCACAACCUGCCUGCCAUGUUCGGAGACAUCAAGUUUGUGUGUGUGGGAGGCAGUGCCAACAGAAUGAGAUCUUUUGCUCAGUUCAUCCAUCAGCAGCUGGAGCUCCCGGGCGAUGCUGAUGAUAUCAGAGAUAUCUGCGAAGGAACUGAUCGCUACUCCAUGUACAAAGUGGGACCUGUGCUUUCAAUCAGUCAUGGUAUGGGAGUGCCGUCCAUUUCCAUAAUGUUGCAUGAACUGAUCAAGCUCCUGUACCACGCCCACUGCAGUGAUGUCAUGCUGUUUCGCAUCGGCACCUCAGGAGGCAUCGGUCUUGCUCCAGGCACGGUUGUGAUCACCGAUAAAGCAGUGGACUCUUUCUUCAGGCCGCAGUUUGAGCAGGUGGUUCUGGGUAAGGUGAUCACCAGGAGCACUGAGCUGGAUAAAGACAUGGCAGAAGAGCUCCUGCAGUGUUCCACUGAGCUGCACAACUUCCCCGCCAUCAUCGGCAACACCAUGUGCACACACGACUUCUAUGAAGGCCAGGGCAGACUAGACGGUGCUCUGUGCUCGUUCUCCACCGAGGAGAAGCUGGAGUAUCUGAGAAAGGCGCAUGAGGCUGGCAUCAGGAACAUUGAAAUGGAGUCCACUGUCUUUGCUGCCAUGUGUGGUGUCUGCAACAUUAAAGCGGCAGUGAUCUGUGUGACUCUGUUGAACCGGUUGGAGGGGGAUCAGAUCUCCACGCCCCAUGAUGUGCUGCUGGAGUACCAGCAGAGACCUCAGUACCUGGUGGCUCAUUUCAUCAAGAAACACUUGGCACUCAUCUGAACACUUACUGUACAUGUUGAUGUGUCUGAUCUCUUAAUUUCGUGGUUUAAAAGGUAUUGCAGCAUUUUCCGACCCAAAUCUCUUUCUCCUUUAAAGCAUAUGUUUGAUUAUCAGGGACAUUCAUUUCCACAGAUAUUAAGAAACAGAGAUGGACAAAGAGACAGACGAAUAGAGAGGCAGCUAAAUAAAUAAACAAAAUAAACAGACAAAAACAAAUAUAUAAUAAAUAAAAAAUAAAUAUUUUUAGUUAAACCUACCCUAGUUUCUGCAUAACAGGAAAAAAACCUACAAAUAUCUGUAUAUAAUGUGUAUAAGAAGCAUUUUUCAGUGUGGUGUUUGGACUGCUGCACAAACGUGUACAUAAGUUGUAGAUAUAUUAAACACUUUAUUUGUAUUGUUACUUACUGUAACACAGUAGUUGACUUUGACCUUUAAUGCUUUUGAAUUUCAUAAUAUGUUUUUCCCGUGGUGUUUAAAUGUCUUUUGAAAAGUGCACAAUCAAAUGUAUGAAAUAAAUUA